UCUUUUCGAACACUAAUAAGUGUUGUAUUUAAAUAGUCUGUGGUAGUAUCCCAGAAUUUUUGGCUUUUCAAUUUUAGUUGAAUUUGAUAUCAAAGAUUUAAAACCGGAAAAAUUGGCAAGAUAAAAAUGUAAAAGAUAACACACUGAUGUAACCAUGGAAAUAUUAGACACCAAAGUUAAACCCUUAUCUGAUGAGGAACAGAUUACUUUGUUGGAUGUUAAGUUGGUGAAAUGUGAAGAUGAUACUAUAAAAACAUCAUCUAAUAAAAAAGGAUCUUCAAGUCCCACUAUUGAGUUUGGUGUAGCAAAAGAGGAACAAGCAGAGAACUACAUUUAUAAUGAGAACACUUUUGUCACAGUGAACACUGAGCCGCCCAGAGAGUUUAAACAAGAUGAUGUUAUUUCCAAGUUUGAUGAAAAUUAUGAUAGUUAUACAGACAAUUCUAGAAAUGAUGUUAUAGAUGUGAAGAAAGAAAAUGAUUUGCAAAAAAUUAAUUCUCGGUUAAAAGGUACAUCUGGAAAAGCUUCCUCAACAAACAGAAAAUUCUCUGACUCCCAGAAACCAUGCAGUGUUGAUGUUUUUGGCAAAACAUUUUCAAAGGAAAGUAAUUUAAAAGAAUUUCCAUUUCCUUACAGUGAAGUUAAAUCAUAUAAUUGUGUUUUUUGUGGCAAAGAAUUUAGUACAAAAGGUGGCCUUAAAAGGCAUGAGAAGAUCCACACUGGGCAGAAACCAUAUAGUUGUGUAGUGUGUGGCAAAGAAUUUGGAACAAAUUGUUUCCUAAAAAGACAUGAGAAAAUACACACUGGAGAGAAACCAUACAGUUGUAUGGUGUGUGGCAAAGAAUUUGGAAGAAACUGUUAUCUAAAAGAGCAUUUAAGGAUACACACUGGGGAGAAACCAUAUAGUUGUAUGAUAUGUGGUAAAGAAUGUGGAACAAACACUAACUUGAAAAAACAUGAGAGGACACACACUGAGGAUAAACCACACAGUUGUGUAGUGUGUGGAAAAGAAUUUAGAACAAAUAGUCACUUAAAAAUACAUCUAAGGAUUCACACUGGGGAAAAACCAUAUAUUUGUGCAGUAUGUGGCAAAGAAUUUGGAACGAACAGUAACCUGAAAAUACAUCAGAGGAUACACACAGGAGAAAAACCAUAUAGUUGUGUUGUAUGUGGAAAAGAAUUUGGAAGAAAUUGUGGAUUAAAAAUGCAUGAAAGGAUACACACUGGAGAAAAACCUUUCAGUUGUGUAGUGUGUGGUAAAACAUUUGGAAGAAAUUACGAGUUAAAAGCACACGAGAAGAUACACAGUGGUGAGAAACCCUAUAGUUGUGUAGUUUGUGCAAAAGAAUUUGGAAGAAAUUGUGACUUAAAAGCACAUAAGAGGAUACAUACUGGUGAGAAGCCUUACAGUUGUGUAGUUUGUGCAAAAGAAUUUGGAAGAAAUAGUGACUUAAUAGCACAUGAGAGGAUUCAUACUGGUGAGAAACCUUAUUGUUGUGUAGUUUGUGCAAAAGACUUUGGAAGAUAUUGUGACUUAAAAAAACAUGAGAAGAUACACAGUGGAAGAAAUCAUAGAGUUGUGUAGUGUAUGUGAAAGGUAGUUUGAAAGAAAUUUUAAUUUAACUAAGUGAAAAACACACUGAGGGGUAUAGAGUAUGCCUUGUUUUAACUUUUAGGUAAUCUAAUAAUUGUCAUUUGAUGAAUCUUUCAUGAAAUGUAAAUGUCCAUUUAGUUGCUAUUUAGUGAUCUUAGUUUCAGUGGUUUUCUUCUUUAAACUUGUACACGUGCUGUUUCAAUCGGAGAUAAACAUUAUAUGUUUUGUAAUAGUGCUGGAAGUAGCUCUUACUUACUUUUUUUUGUGAGACCUGUAGUAUGUUAGUUUUUGACAAAAAUUAAAAAACAUGAUACAUG
Limulus polyphemus (Atlantic horseshoe crab) is the source of this 1911-nucleotide messenger RNA. Its product is annotated as zinc finger protein 664-like. NCBI's taxonomy places the organism in Eukaryota, Metazoa, Arthropoda, Merostomata, Xiphosura, Limulidae. The transcript is spliced from 5 exons. Gene Ontology annotation, biological process: regulation of transcription by RNA polymerase II. Gene Ontology annotation, cellular component: nucleus. The record is from RefSeq and is a predicted model, not a curated record. Gene Ontology annotation, molecular function: DNA-binding transcription factor activity, RNA polymerase II-specific; RNA polymerase II transcription regulatory region sequence-specific DNA binding. Bases 155 to 1585 code for a protein of 476 amino acids.